This is a messenger RNA of Acanthosepion pharaonis, 918 nucleotides long. The record is from the annotation of a GenBank genome assembly. Lineage: Eukaryota; Metazoa; Mollusca; Cephalopoda; Sepiida; Sepiidae.
AUGAGCAUAGGCGUUUCACCGACGAAAACGUGCUACACGCGACCGACCAACCUUUUAUUUCCUGUAGUCGAUACCCGCUCACUACAAGUCCCGACCGUCGAGUCGUCUCCCGAAGAAGAGAUAGUGACUCGACGGUAUUUCGAAAGAAAAGCAGCGGCGGCGAAAAACGCGCGAGUAUCGAACGUCGAGGCGUGUACGACAUGCGCGGGAAACAGCGGCGGAAACCUCCGCUGCGCCACGUGCACGCUGCCCGGCGGGGUCGUCGGCCAGGUCCGAGGACCUCACCGGACCGUUCGAUCGGUAGUAGCGACGGGCGGUGUGUACAAAAGCUUUGCAACCAUAGUUUCCCCGGGUCAUGGAAGCGAACGCCGGCGGAUCGCCGGCCGGCAUCGUUUACGGUCGGAACUACGACGGUAUCUGAUCGUCUUCGAACCUCCGACUUCCGCUCUUGAUCGAGGAAAACGUGCUUGCCACACGCCAUCGCUGUUGUCCGUCUCUGGAAAUAGAAAAAGAAACCAAGCGGAAGACGAACGAACGGAUGAACGGUAUUUCAUUAUUAAUUUAUAUUUAUUUAUUUUUCUUGUUUUCAAUGCGUUUUGCUCGUUCAACGAACGUGUCGACGCGUUGGUCGUCCCCCGGGGAGGACGAAUCGAGUCGGUCGAGGGUCGAGUUCGAAAUAAGACGGCGGCGGCAAAAUCCCACCUGUCGCGGAUGUCAAAUCGGGUGAACCGUUCGCGGACGCCGCCGCGCUCCAGCGGAACGAAAAGAGACGCCUUUCGUAAUACCGUGACGGCACCGGUCGCGGUUCCGGGUUUUAGCCGUUAUCGAGCACGCGAACCGUUGCUCCGAUCCCGCGGUUCCUCUCGUACUGAACGGGAUAGCCGUGGCCGCGGACGUAACACUCGUGCCGAUCGGUAG